Medicago truncatula (barrel medic) is the source of this 3713-nucleotide messenger RNA. Its product is annotated as leucine-rich repeat receptor-like protein kinase PEPR1. Gene Ontology annotation, molecular function: protein kinase activity; ATP binding; protein binding. NCBI's taxonomy places the organism in Eukaryota, Viridiplantae, Streptophyta, Magnoliopsida, Fabales, Fabaceae. The record is from RefSeq and is a predicted model, not a curated record. The transcript has 2 exons. Bases 317 to 3583 code for a protein of 1088 amino acids. Gene Ontology annotation, biological process: protein phosphorylation.
UAUAUAUAAAUAUAAUAUAUGAAGAAGGACAAAAUUUCAUCAUUUUAAGCUCCUAACUAUUUUUAUUAUACUUCAUUUGCACUCACAACUCCAUAACAGAUUCAAAAGCCCAAAACAGCACCUUGCAUUAAGGUAAGUGUUUCUCCCCUCUUAAAACUUUGCCACCAUAUCAUUCAUACUUUCUUUUGUCUCAACUCUCCGAUUCUAUAUAAAGAGGCUCUAGUAGUAUCUAUAUAGUUCGUUAAAGUCUGGUUAAGAAUUGUUCCGGUCAACAUUCAUAGUCUGUUUCUCUUUGUGCCUCAUUGUUUUUAUUUUUAUGGGGUAUCUAUAUGUGUUUCUUCUUUGCUUUUCUAUAUUGUUAUAUGUUACUUCUGCAUUGAACUUUGAGGGUUUGGCUCUGUUGUCACUUUUGAGCCACUGGACUGUUGUGCCUGCUAACAUAAGUUCCACAUGGAAUUCCUCUCAUUCCACUCCAUGUUCAUGGAAAGGAGUGGAGUGUAGUGAUGAUUCCCUAAAUGUAACAUCUCUAAGCCUAAGUGAUCAUUCAAUUUCAGGUCAAUUAGGACCUGAAAUUGGAAAGUUGAUUCACCUUCAAUUACUAGACUUGUCAAUCAAUGAUCUCUCGGGUGAAAUUCCUAUAGAGUUAAGCAAUUGUAAUAUGCUUCAGUACUUGGAUCUUUCUGAAAACAAUUUCAGUGGUGAAAUUCCCUCAGAAUUAAGCAAUUGUAGCAUGCUUCAGUACUUGUAUCUUUCUGUAAACAGUUUCAGAGGUGAAAUUCCUCAAUCCUUGUUUCAAAUUAAUCCUUUGGAAGAUUUGCGUCUCAAUAACAAUAGUUUAAAUGGUUCAAUUCCCGUUGGUAUUGGAAACCUUGCUAACCUUUCUGUGAUAAGUCUUGAGAGUAAUCAGUUGUCAGGAACAAUUCCCAAAUCCAUUGGAAAUUGCAGUCAAUUGAGUUACCUAAUUUUGGACUCGAAUCGAUUGGAGGGAGUUCUACCGGAGAGUCUAAACAAUCUAAAAGAACUUUAUUAUGUAAGUCUCAAUCAUAAUAAUCUUGGAGGGGCCAUUCAAUUAGGGUCGAGAAAUUGCAAAAAUUUAAAUUAUUUGAGUCUUUCAUUCAAUAAUUUUACUGGUGGUAUUCCAUCAAGUUUAGGUAAUUGUAGUGGUCUAACAGAGUUCUAUGCUGCAAUGAAUAAAUUAGAUGGAAACAUACCAUCAACCUUUGGUUUGCUUCACAAUCUUUCUAUUCUGGAAAUUCCAGAGAAUCUUUUGUCUGGGAAUAUACCUCCACAGAUUGGUAAUUGCAAGUCAUUGGAAAUGUUACAUUUGUAUACCAAUGAACUUGAGGGAGAAAUUCCUAGUGAAUUAGGAAAAUUGAGUAAAUUACGCGAUCUUAGAUUGUAUGAAAACCUUCUGGUAGGGGAAAUUCCACUUGGCAUAUGGAAAAUUCGAAGCCUUGAACAUGUUCUUGUGUAUAAUAAUAGUCUCAUGGGGGAGCUACCUGUGGAGAUGACUGAGCUCAAAAAUCUCAAGAACAUUUCAUUGUUUAACAACCAAUUUUCUGGAGUUAUACCUCAAACCUUAGGAAUUAAUAGCAGUUUGGUGCAGUUGGAUUUCACGUCUAACAAUUUUAAUGGUACUCUCCCACCAAAUCUUUGUUUUGGAAAGAAAUUAGCGAAGCUGAAUAUGGGUGAAAAUCAAUUUAUUGGAAGGAUAACUUCGGAUGUUGGAAGUUGUACAACUCUCACAAGGUUGAAACUUGAAGAUAAUUAUUUUACUGGUCCUCUUCCUGAUUUCGAAACGAAUCCGAGUAUCUCAUACUUGAGCAUUGGCAACAAUAAUAUCAAUGGAACAAUUCCAUCAAGUUUGAGUAACUGCACAAACCUCUCUCUUUUAGAUUUGUCCAUGAACAGCUUAACGGGUUUUGUACCCUUAGAGCUUGGAAACCUUCUGAAUCUCCAGAGUUUGAAGCUUUCUUACAAUAACUUAGAAGGUCCUUUGCCACAUCAACUUUCAAAGUGUACCAAAAUGAGUGUAUUUGAUGUGGGAUUCAAUUUCCUUAAUGGUUCGUUUCCAUCAAGUCUUCGGAGCUGGACAGCAUUGACCAGUUUGACUCUCAGAGAGAAUCGUUUUAGUGGGGGAAUCCCGGAUUUCUUGUCAGCAUUUGAAAAUCUCAACGAGUUAAAACUCGACGGAAAUAAUUUUGGAGGAAACAUUCCUAAAUCAAUUGGACAAUUGCAGAAUUUGUUGUAUGACUUAAAUCUUAGUGCUAAUGGACUAGUAGGUGAGCUUCCAAGGGAGAUUGGAAACCUGAAGAGUUUGCUAAAAAUGGAUCUAUCUUGGAACAAUUUGACAGGAAGCAUACAAGUUCUCGACGAGCUCGAAUCAUUAUCCGAAUUGAACAUUUCAUACAAUUCUUUUGAAGGUCCUGUACCAGAACAACUGACGAAGUUAUCAAAUUCUUCUUCAUCCUUUUUGGGCAAUCCCGGCCUGUGUGUUAGCCUUUCAUUACCCAGCAGCAAUUUAAAACUAUGCAAUCACGAUGGCACAAAAUCAAAAGGCCACGGCAAAGUUGCAAUUGUAAUGAUAGCACUUGGAUCCUCAAUACUUGUUGUGGUCUUGCUUGGACUAAUUUAUAUAUUUUUAGUUAGAAAGUCUAAGCAAGAAGCCGUUAUCACUGAGGAAGAUGGUUCUUCAGACCUUUUGAAGAAAGUGAUGAAAGCUACAGCGAAUCUAAAUGAUGAGUAUAUUAUAGGAAGAGGAGCUGAAGGAGUUGUUUACAAAGCUGCAAUAGGUCCAGACAAUAUUUUAGCAGUGAAGAAGCUUGUAUUUGGUGAAAAUGAACGAAAACGAGUAAGCAUGUUAAGAGAAGUUGAAACACUUUCAAAGAUUAGGCAUAGAAAUUUGGUCAGACUGGAAGGUGUUUGGCUAAGAGAAAAUUAUGGUCUAAUCUCAUACAGAUUCAUGCCAAAUGGAAGCCUUUAUGAAGUUUUGCAUGAGAAGAAUCCGCCGCAAUCCUUAAAAUGGAAUGUCAGGAAUAAGAUAGCUGUUGGAAUUGCUCAAGGAUUGGUUUAUCUUCAUUAUGACUGUGAUCCUGUCAUAGUUCACAGAGACAUCAAAACAAGCAAUAUACUUUUAGAUUCCGAAAUGGAGCCUCAUGUUGCUGACUUUGGUCUUUCUAAGAUUUUGGAUCAGUCUUCCAGUUCUUCCUCAACACAAUCAGUAAAUGUUUCUGGUACACUUGGUUACAUUGCACCAGAGAAUGCAUAUACAACAGUAAUGGGAAAGGAGUCUGAUGUAUACAGUUAUGGAGUAGUUUUGCUUGAGUUGAUAUCAAGAAAGAAGGCAAUAAAUCCAUCAUUUAUGGAAGGAAUGGAUAUAGUUACUUGGGUGAGAUCUUUGUGGGAGGAAACAGGAGUUGUUGAUGAAAUUGUUGAUUCAGAACUUGCCAAUGAGAUAUCUAACUAUGAUUCUAAUAAAGUGAUGAAAGAAGUAACCAAUGUGCUUUUGGUGGCUUUGAGAUGUACAGAAAGGGAUCCACGCCGGAGACCUACAAUGAGAGAUGUUAUAAAACAUUUGUUGUAGUCUUGUAGAUGAUACACACACCAAAUAUAUACACAGCUUGUAAAUCACGGAAACAUUUUAUAUAGUAAAUGGUUUGUUUCUUAUGAACAAUUGUUUCUACUUUAUCAUACGAAGUUUUUGUAUUAUCGUA